AUGAAGACUACUCUUGCCCUUCUCUCUUUGCUGCCGAUUUUCGGAGCCGCGACAGCUAUCGGACGGAGCGAGCCAGCGGAAAUGCUCCCAGUCAUUGAUGGCGACAACUCCGGUCAUACCAAAGACCCAAGGGAAUCAAAACCUCUUGCUGCUAGCGAGCGUAGUGCCUCUGCCGCCCAGCUUUGCCCACCCGGAUAUCCAUUCCUCUGUAAUGGAUAUUGUUGCCCCUACAAUCGCUGCUGUGCUCGGCAAUGCUGCGGCUCGAGGGCCACUUUCUGUGGUGCCGACGGACUUUGUUACUAUUAG
Pochonia chlamydosporia 170 is the source of this 306-nucleotide messenger RNA. RefSeq lists its product as hypothetical. NCBI's taxonomy places the organism in Eukaryota, Fungi, Ascomycota, Sordariomycetes, Hypocreales, Clavicipitaceae. The record is from RefSeq and is a predicted model, not a curated record. The transcript has a single exon. Bases 1 to 306 code for a protein of 101 amino acids.